This is a messenger RNA of Cordyceps militaris CM01, 1263 nucleotides long. RefSeq names its product initiation-specific alpha-1,6-mannosyltransferase. Gene Ontology annotation, molecular function: alpha-1,6-mannosyltransferase activity. The record is from RefSeq and is a predicted model, not a curated record. The transcript has 4 exons. Bases 1 to 1263 code for a protein of 420 amino acids. Gene Ontology annotation, biological process: protein N-linked glycosylation. NCBI's taxonomy places the organism in Eukaryota, Fungi, Ascomycota, Sordariomycetes, Hypocreales, Cordycipitaceae. Gene Ontology annotation, cellular component: mannan polymerase complex.
AUGCAAAUGCAAACAGAGCUCGCAGCUGGCGACAGCAGCUCGCAGCUGGCAAACGAAGCAUACGUCGUCAUCACCCCCCACCACGCCUUUUCGAAUCCGUGGCUGAUCCUCGACCUCAAUCGGGCUUGCGUGGCUUCUGCAGACUCGAAGCUACCCGAAAAAAUGCUGAACUCGCGUCGCGCCGUUAUCGCGGCGGCAUUUCUGCUGACCGUCUUCUUCUUCGUAUCUCUGUCGCAUCGAUCGUCAGCCUCGUCGAGCACAUUCGCUGCCGCAACAACGGCCACAGCCGCCACCGGCGGAGUCGCCUCGACAGACGCCGCCACACGGCCAGGUAGCCGUACCACCGCUCAGAAACCAUUGAUUGACAUGUCCCACAUGUCAACUAUCGACAAGCUCUCUUACACCUAUCCGUACGAUGUCGAGAGAAAAUUUCCCGCUUACAUCUGGCAAACCUGGAAGCACACGCCUGCCGACGGCGAGUUCCAAUUCCGUGAUCAAGAGGCUUCAUGGACCGUUCUGCAUCCCGGAUUUGUCCACGAAGUCAUCACCGACUCGGUUGCCCUCAGCCUGUUGCGCAUGCUCUAUGCGUCUGUCCCCGAAGUCCUUGCGGCGUACGAGGCCCUUCCCCUACCUGUUCUCAAGGCAGACUUCUUCCGUUACCUCAUCCUUUUUGCCCGCGGUGGCAUUUACUCUGACAUCGAUACAUAUGCUCUUCAGAGCGCCGACCUGUGGAUUCCAAAGGCCAUCCCCCGCGAGAGUGUCGGGUUGGUGAUUGGCAUCGAGGCCGAUCCGGAUCGCGAGGACUGGGCUGAUUGGUACAGCCGCCGCAUUCAGUUCUGUCAGUGGACCAUUCAGAGUAAACCUGGCCACCCUGUUCUGCGUGAGACUAUCACACGCAUUACCAAUGCUACACUUACCCUCAAGGCAAAUGGCAAGCUCAGCAGCAUGCACGGCAGCGAAGGCGUCGUCGACCUGACGGGCCCUGCCAUCUGGACCGACACUAUCAUGGACUAUUUCAAUGAUGCUCGAUUCUUCGACAUGACGGCAACUCAAGGCAAGAUCGACUUUCACAACUUUACUGGCAUGGAGGCCAGCAAGCGCGUCGGCGACGUAGUCGUACUUCCCAUCACUGGCUUUUCUCCAGGUGUCGGUCAGAUGGGUGCCAAGGAUUACGACGACCCAAUGGCGUUUGUUAAGCAUGAUUUCGAGGGAACUUGGAAGCCAGAAAGCGAGCGACACAUUGGCGAAGUGCAGGACUCAUAG